Colletotrichum aenigma is the source of this 1068-nucleotide messenger RNA. It is a transcript of the gene ADAL, whose product is annotated as Adenosine deaminase-like protein. Lineage: Eukaryota; Fungi; Ascomycota; Sordariomycetes; Glomerellales; Glomerellaceae. The record is from RefSeq and is a predicted model, not a curated record. The transcript is spliced from 4 exons. Gene Ontology annotation, biological process: adenosine catabolic process; inosine biosynthetic process. Gene Ontology annotation, molecular function: adenosine deaminase activity. Bases 1 to 1068 code for a protein of 355 amino acids.
AUGCCGAGCUCCAAGACUGCAGCAGAUAUGGACUUUAGAGCACUUCCCAAGAUCGAGCUCCAUGCCCAUCUGACGGGCAGUGUAAGCCGUCGCACGCUCCACGAGAUAUGGGCCGUGAAGAAGGCGGCGGGGGAGACCGAGCUGGAAGAUCCCCUCGUUGUCAUGCCGGAGGAUAAACAUGACUACAACCUAACAACGUUCUUCCCCCUCUUCUCAUCAUACAUCUACAACCUCAUCACAGCCCCAGAAGCCCUCCGCACGGCAACUCUCUCUGUAUUGAAGGACUUCCAUGCAGACGGCGUGACGUACCUCGAGCUCCGGACCACGCCCCGCUCCCUCCCGUCCCCAACGCCGCAGCCGCCGUCAGUCUACGUCUCCACGAUCCUCUCAGCGAUAGCCGAGUUCGAGGCGGCGCACCCCGGCCCGGAGACCAUGCGCACGCGUCUAAUCCUCUCCGUCGACAGACGGCACACGCCCGCGCAGGCGGACGAGACGGUGCGUCUCGCCGCGCAGUUUCGCGACCAGGGCGUCGUCGGCGUAGACCUCUGCGGCGACCCCGCGGCGCGGUGCCACGGCGUGGACGGGCAGGACAACAUCUCCAUCUUCCGCGACGCCUUCGCGGAGGCCAAGCGGCUGGGCCUGGGACUCACGAUCCACUUCGGCGAGGCGGAGUGCUCCGGACACCCCGACGAGCUGGCGGAGAUCCUGUCGUGGGGGCCUGGGAGGCUGGGGCAUGUUAUACACCUCGGGGAGGACGUGAAGAAGGAGAUCACGGCGAAGAAGAUUGGGCUGGAGCUGUGCCUCAGCUGUAACGUCCACGCCGGGAUGGUCACGGGCGGCUUUGAGGGGCACCAUUUCGGGGAGUGGUGGGGUGUCGAGGGGAGCGUGAUUUCGCUGGGCACAGAUGAUGUGGGUGUUUUUGGCAGCCCGUUAUCGAACGAGUACAGGCUGGUGGCUGAGCAUUUCAACCUGUCUCGAGAUGAGGUUUGCGCACUCGCCCGACGGGGCAUUGACUCCAUCUUUGGCGGAGACGCUGAGAAGCAGCGCCUUCAAGACGUCAUGUGGUGA